AUGGCAAGCAACGGACAGGAGGGGCAAGCAGCGAAAAGUAGUCAGAUGGCAAUCAUGCGAGCCAUACAACAAGAACUCGCAGAGCUCCGAGCAGAAAAUGCCAGUAUCAAACAAAAGCUAGAAAGCAACAACGAAGGCGAAGGAGAGCAACCACGCCCCAGCAAAACUCAAGCUACAUCCCAGCCAGUACGCACCGAAACUGUCGAAGAAAGUGCGCAGAACCCCCCAACUAUGGGAACAGCUAAUACCUCCGCAAUGCAAAAAAAUGUGUGCAGGCACCCUUUUGUCGAUGGGAUAAUGGAGACACCCUUACCUAUUGGAUGGAAAACCUUGGUCAUCGAUAGGUAUGAUGGCACAACAGACCCUGAUGAGCACAUACAUGUGUACCUCACACAAGUUGGCCUGUACACCACAAACGACGCGAUUCUUUGCAAGGUCUUUCCCACUUCACUUAAGGGAGCAACCCUCAGCUGGUUCACUCGCCUAGCUCCUUUUUCCAUCGAUUGUUUCGAUGCUUUAACGGCUCAAUUCGAAACUCAAUUUGCCACAUCGCGGCCACAUAACCUCACAUCUCUCGCCCUCAUAAACAUGCGCCAGGAAAAGGGAGAGCCCCUCAGAGCGUUCGUGGAACGCUUCGGGAAAACAGCCCUUAGCAUUCAUAACUUGAGCCCGGAGGUAGUCCUCCAUCAGAUGAUUAACGGGUUGCGAAGCGGACCCUUCGCUGACAGCCUGUGCAAGAGGCCAGCAGCUAUUAUGGCUGAGUUGAGGCAAAGAGCAGCCAAGUAUAUGCACAUGGAGGAGCUAAAAGAUUUUAAAAACAAAGUCGCUACCGAGGAUAACGCGACCGACAGAAGGCUUGAUAAGGAGGGGGCGCGUAAGGCCCCAUCAAGGCCACCUGCCCAUCCAAGAACCCAGCGAUUUGCUAAGUACACACCUUUGAAUGCCUUAAGGUCAUUGGUACUUGAAGAAGCCCUGCACACUGACCUCUUAAGUACUCCCAGGAGGGCAAAUACACCUCCGAAUGCUGACACCACGUGA
This is a messenger RNA of Vigna unguiculata (cowpea), 1038 nucleotides long. RefSeq lists its product as uncharacterized. The record is from RefSeq and is a predicted model, not a curated record. NCBI's taxonomy places the organism in Eukaryota, Viridiplantae, Streptophyta, Magnoliopsida, Fabales, Fabaceae.